Molecule: messenger RNA, 702 nt
Organism: Dacryopinax primogenitus
Lineage: Eukaryota; Fungi; Basidiomycota; Dacrymycetes; Dacrymycetales; Dacrymycetaceae
Product: bola-domain-containing protein
Exons: 5
Coding region: 12-413 (133 amino acids)
Source: RefSeq, a predicted model, not a curated record
GUCACCCUGUCAUGUUCGCUCGCUUGGGUAGGCUUACCGUCCAGCGUACAAUGUCCACACAAGCACAACGAGUCACCGGCGGUCCAGUCGAAGAAGCGAUUCGCACAAAGCUCACAACACUCCUCUCGCCGACAUCGCUCAACAUACAGAACGACUCCUGGAAGCAUAGGCAUCAUGCACCUAUGAAAGCGAUCGGAGGUGGGGACGGGGAGACACACUUCAACGUACAAGUCGUGUCGACCGAGUUUGAGGGCAAGAGCACGAUGGCACGCCACCGUAUGAUCUAUGCUGCGCUGGCUGAGGAGAUGGAAGCUGGGCUGCAUGCCUUGUCUCUGUCUACAAAGACACCGAAGGAGAUGGAGAAGCUGGCGCAAGCAGGGGCACAGCCGGCGCUUGCCUGGGGUACACACUGACGAUGUGCAGAGCAAACGAGGAUGAGAUGCGAAGAGGUUGUGUUCGCUUUCAGCCAGCAAACUGGACAACAACAAAGCUAUGGCUGGCGUCCCACCAGCGGCAGCUACCCCGCGAGCCCUCACUGCGGAACUCUCGCAAGUUCUUUGUGCAGCCAGCGGAUACGAGCAAGCCAAGCGCUACGAGCGACUUCAUGGCCGAUAGAGAUGUCCUAGAUUGAGAAUAUCGUGAUGUGUGGUCAUUGCGCCGUUUCUGACAAACUGUCUGGCCUCGAGAUGUACGGCUUGGGAG